AUGGUGCUGAGCGUCGUUGAUCUCGGAUUGAUGGACUACGCGCUGCCAAAGGCGAAUCUUGCUUACGCUACGCUCAAACGCGACAUCCAAAGACACAAUCCGACAUUCAUUUUGGAAGAAGCCACCGUCAUGAAAGAGUUGGAGAGAGAAGGUAAGCUGUGGAUGUACGAAUCCACGGAUGCCAAGAGUGGUCGCAUGCGGGAGGUCAAAAUAUGGGAUGGUAUCUGGAGUGGACGUCCUCGGUUCAGUCACGCGCGAGAGGGCAGUCUCGGUUUUGAAAGUGGCAGAGCCAUGCUCACGCUUUACGAUGGACUCACUUACGAACCGACAACCGAUAAUUCAGAUGGGUAUCGUGUAACAAAGUUCCAGCAGCAACAACUUGCACUGCAGUUGACCGAGGAUCUGGAGCGCGGUGCAUUUCAGAACAAGACACCACGGUCGAUGCGUAUUUCCCAGCUUAAGGAAUUCGUCACUGACCUGCGAUCUGCUGUAGAAACCAGCCAAAACCCUGACUACACCCUUAGUAAACUCCGUUUUGCGCAGGUUGAGUAUCACAAAAAGUUCUCUAUCCCUUUCGCGUGUUUGGCAUUCGGGUUAAUGGGCGUGCCGCUUGGGUUGAUGGUAAAACAGAGCGGUAGGAUGAUUGGGUUUGGUGUCGGCUUAGCUGUGAUCUUGAUUUAUUACCUACUGCUUCAAAUCGGGCAAAGUGCAGGUUUGAACGGCAUGUUAUCUCCUGCCCUUGCCAUGUGGCUUCCAAAUGUUGUUAUUGGUAUCUUCGGCAUUGCUCUGAGUAUCCGUAUGAUAGGCGAGGGGACGCUGCGGACGUGGCGGGACCGGAAUAGUAAGAUGCCGCUUGUUGUCAAUAGGAAAGUCGAAUCAUAA
Messenger RNA from Geodia barretti, 882 nucleotides. The record is from the annotation of a GenBank genome assembly. Lineage: Eukaryota; Metazoa; Porifera; Demospongiae; Tetractinellida; Geodiidae.